Messenger RNA from Prorocentrum cordatum, 2840 nucleotides. Lineage: Eukaryota; Dinophyceae; Prorocentrales; Prorocentraceae. The record is from the annotation of a GenBank genome assembly.
CUUUUCUGUUCCUCCAGGCGCCCGCGACGGAUUCCUAGAUUGCACAAAGGAGCUCCAACGGGCCAAGAUGUGCCCAAUACAGAGCUCAAGAGGGCGCCAAGAGGGCCCCAGUGAGGGGCUCAAGACAGCCCAAGAGGGCCCACGGACGGUCAGUAGCCAUUUUGGCUCAAGGUGGCGCCACGCUUCGUCUGCUGCGUCUGAAAGCCAACGGUGCGCGAGCGCGAGGCCACAACGACCGAGCUUGAACACUCUCCACGCCCACCCAUGAGCAGCAGGAACAAGAUCCAGGGCGGCAAGGCCGCCGACGCCAGAGCCGCGAUCUCGGAGCCGUUCGCCGACGUCGUGCGCUCGGUCGUGCGCGGGGAGCUGGAGGACUGCCUCGGCGGGCCCCUGCGAGAGCUGCUGCGGACGGAGCUUGCUGCGGCCCUGCAAGGCUCGGCGCCGUCCGGCACGGCGGGGGGCCCUCCCGCCGGCGGCGGCGGCGGCGACUCCACGGCGCCGCCUGCCCGGGGAGGGGCAGAGCUCCCCACGGGCUCGCCUGCCACGGCGGACUGCCGGGUGCCAAGCCGAUGUGGUGCCGAGGCAGUGGUGCAGACAACAGACUCGGACGGGGACGGUCAGCAGUCCCCUCAGGCUCGGGGCGCGGAGCGCGAGGAGAGCCACGGAGCCCUCAUGCUCUCGUCCCUGAAGAGGCCCCCUGCCAGGCCCAGCCUCAACAGCAGCAACAGCAGUCUCGGGACCGACGUCGACGCCAACCUGAGCGAGCUGCGGAGAAAGAUCAUCUCCAAGGCGAGGGCGCUGCUUGAGAGGCUGCGCCGCCGCGCGUGGUGGCUGGACGAGGAGCCGCAGCGCUCGGGGCGGCUCGCCCAGUUCGUGGAUGGCCCGGGCUUCGAGCUGCUGAUGGGCGCCGUGAUAGUCCUCAACCUCUGGUUAAUGGGCCACGACGCCAACGUCAAGAUCAGAGACCCGGCCGAUCGCAGCAUGCUGGCCGCCGACGUGGUGUUCGUGGUAAUCUACUGCUCCGAGGUGGCGCUCAAGCUCGCCGUGCACAGGGUCUGGUACUUCACGGGAGCCCACUACAAGAUGAAUGCGCUCGACGUGUUUGUGAUCGUCUCGGAGUGCGCCGCUCUGGUGUUGGGCGCGGCGCUUCGGCUGAGCUUCAUGAAAGUAUUCCGCUUUCUGAAACUCGCAAAGGUUAUCAAGGCAUUCCGGCUCAUGGACAAGUUGAGAUACCUACAUGCUUUCAUGACGUGCAUCCAGGGUUCAUUCACGAGUUUCAUGUGGAGUGUGGUCAUGCUUUUCUCAGUAUACUGGGUAUUCGCGCUUUUAUUCAUGCAGGUGAUCACCACUCACAUCGACAUAACAGGAGAAGCUCUAGAUGAUACCGCAUUUGGCGAGCUAUUCGGUUCGGUCGACCGUUCCGUCAAAACGCUUUUCAUGGUAACCACGGGUGGCGAUGACUGGAUUUCCACGUACGAAGUGAUUGAGGAAACAGGUCCGAUUGGAAGUUUCGUAUUCUUAGCAUUCAUUGCGUUCGUGAACUUGAAUCUGCUCAAUAUUAUAUUGGGUAUAUUUGUAGAUUCGGCGAUGAAGGUUCUCUCACCAGAUUCAUACACGCUUGCCCGCGAAUACGUUCGCCGGGAGCGUAAGCACACCGCGGAGCUCCACAGCCUCUGCAAGGCUGUGGACACCGACCGCUCAGGGAAAUUGACACAAGAGCAGUUCAUGUUGGGGUUGACUAAGAAGCGUCUCCCAAAGUUGCUCAUCAUGAUGGGGCUGCAGGAGCACCACAUCCUGGAAUUUUUCCAAUCGUUGGCCAAGCGCGACGGCGGGCAGGUUGAUAUCACAGAAUUUGUUGAAGGGUGCAUGUUGCUCAAGGGGACCAGCACCAAUUUUGAUUUGCACAAGCUGCGCGCGGAAACCCAAGUCGCUCAUAACAAGAUCAUCCAUCUGUUACAGGGAAAUUGACACAAGAGCAGUUCAUGUUGGGGUUGGCUAAGAAGCGUCUCCCAAAGUUGCUCAUCAUGAUGGGGCUGCAGGAGCACCACAUCCUGGAAUUUUUCCAAUCGUUGGCCAAGCGCGACGGCGGGCAGGUUGAUAUCACAGAAUUUGUUGAAGGGUGCAUGUUGCUCAAGGGGACCAGCACCAAUUUUGAUUUGCACAAGCUGCGCGCGGAAACCCAAGUCGCUCAUAACAAGAUCAUCCAUCUGUUACAGGACAUCUCUGUGCCAGGCAGGCGCGCCGCCAUCGCCGCAGCAGAGGCCCCGGGGUCGCCAUCGUCGCCAUCCCCCUGGCCGCCUCCUCCCCGCCGCCCCCAGGGCGCCGCUUAGCCUCUGCCCACGCAGGCACUCUCGCCGAUGAGCUCGAGGAGCUCCGCUAGACCCCAGGCCCGAGGCCUCGUCCACCUCCACCCCCCGCGACAAACGGGUGGUUAUAUGUGUAUAUAUAUAUAGGAGGAGGAGAAGGACUUCGGCAUUGGGGGGGACACGCGACUUCUGGAGGUCUCUUGCCAUCGAGGCACGGCCACCGACGUUGAGCCGGCCCUGGAGAGGGCCCACGUAUCGUCAAACAUCACGACGUCGGAGGUCCGGAUUUUUUCUUCGCGCGAGUCUGAUGCUGUAGAGGCGCGGACCAACCCGCAUGCCAUAACGAGGGCAUGUGCGCCAAUUUUUGCCAGCGUGCGCCUCAACCAGUAGGUCCUGACCUUCUCGAUUUGCUCCGCAAUCGGCAUGGUCGCUUAGGGUGCUGUCGGCGGCUUCUAGAGGGCAUCGCGACCGUAUUUUGUGUGCCUUGCCCGUGCACGUUGCCUGUCUGGAUGGAGAAAGGACGCGCAACAAGCC